Messenger RNA from Penicillium lagena, 2343 nucleotides. It is a transcript of the gene vtc4, whose product is annotated as putative vacuolar transporter chaperone (Vtc4). The record is from RefSeq and is a predicted model, not a curated record. Gene Ontology annotation, cellular component: vacuolar transporter chaperone complex; fungal-type vacuole membrane. Bases 1 to 2343 code for a protein of 780 amino acids. Gene Ontology annotation, biological process: polyphosphate metabolic process; vacuole fusion, non-autophagic; vacuolar transport. Lineage: Eukaryota; Fungi; Ascomycota; Eurotiomycetes; Eurotiales; Aspergillaceae. The transcript is spliced from 3 exons.
AUGAUCAAGGAGUACCGUCCCUUUUAUAUCGCCUACGACCAGCUCAAGAAAGCCCUCAAGACCGAUUUGGUCUCCGCGCCCACCCCCGAAACCCCCAAGCCCGCACGCAAGGAAUGGACCGAGGACGACGAGAAAAACUUUGUCGCUUUGCUUGAGAGUGAGCUCGAGAAGGUGUUCCUGUUCCAGAAGCAGAAGAGCGAGGAAAUCGUCGAGCGCAUCCAGCGUAGCGAGGCCGAGGUCUUCGAGGUUGUCGGUCGCCUCGAGGACGCGGUGCAGACCCGCCGCGGGAGCGUUCGCCUGUCCCGACCACCUCCUUCCGACGAGGACUUCUUCGAACUCGAGCAGGUUCUGAGUGAUAUCAUUGCGGAUGUUCAUGAUCUGGCCAAAUUCACCCAACUCAACUACACCGGCUUCCAGAAGAUCAUCAAGAAACAUGAUAAAGAAACCCAAUGGUACCUUAAACCGGUUUUCGCCGCACGCCUCAAUGCCAAACCCUUUUUCAAAGACAAUUACGAUGCCUUCGUCGUCAAACUGUCCAAGCUUUAUGACCUGGUCCGCACCAAAGGCAACCCCGUCAAGGGUGAUUCCGCGGCAGGUGGCGUGCAGCAAAACUUUGUGCGCCAGACGACCAAAUACUGGGUGCAUCGCGACAACAUCACCGAAUUAAAACUGGUGAUUCUCAAGCAUCUUCCUGUUCUGGUCUUCAAUGCCAGCAAAGAAUUCGAAGAAAAAGACACCGCCAUCUCCUCUAUCUACUUUGACAACCCCGAAACCUGGGAAUUGUACCAGGGACGCCUCAAGAAAACUGAAGGUGCGGAAGCCAUCCGUCUGCGCUGGUACGGUGGGAUGGAGAGUGACCAGAUCUUCGUGGAGCGCAAGACUCAUCGCGAAGACUGGACGGGAGAAAAGUCCGUCAAGGCGCGGUUCUCACUGAAAGAAAAGAACGUCAAUGCCUACUUGGACGGCCGCAUGACGGUGGAACAGAUUUUUGAGAAGGCGCGGAGAGAGGGCAAGAAGAGCGAGGCGGAGAUUGACAACCUAGAGCAAUUGGCCCGUGAGAUUCAGUACCGGGUGAUCACUCGGCGUCUGGUCCCCGUCACACGAACCUUCUACCACCGCACUGCGUUCCAGCUGCCUGGCGACGCGCGAGUGCGGAUUUCGCUCGAUACGGAGCUGACGAUGAUCCGCGAAGAUAAUCUGGACGGCCGCAGGCGGGCUGGAAACAACUGGCGGCGCAUGGAUAUCGGCGUCGACUAUCCUUUUUCCCAGUUGCCGCCCGAAGACAUCGACCGGUUCCCCUAUGCCGUGCUGGAGGUGAAGCUACAGACCCAGGCCGGCCAAGAACCGCCACAAUGGAUCCGUGAUCUGACCUCCAGUCACCUGGUGGAGGGAGUUCCCAAAUUCAGCAAGUUCAUUCAUGGAACUGCCACGCUUUUCCCUACCCGGAUCAAUCUGCUUCCAUUCUGGAUGCCACAAAUGGACGUGGACAUCCGCAAGCCCGUGUCUCGUCGCUAUGGGAUCCAUCGACCGCUCGUGAGCACCUCUCUAUCUGCCAACGAUGAGGACUCCGACGAGGACGAAUCACCGAUCAUGCAGACGCAGACCGACGACCCGAUCGGUUUGUUCUCCGACGCCAACGGCAACGAACUUGACAUCGAGGAGCGCAUUGCCGCGCUCCCCUCGAUCGGUGAUGCGGACUAUCCCCUGUAUGACUCGGACGAUGAGUCCGUCGGCACCGACGAGCUGGAGGAGGCUCGUCGCGUGGGGGGCGCGUACUAUGCAGAGCAGCUGGUCAAGUACUACGCCCGCCGCACCGGCCACGCCAUCGUACAGGGACUGCUGGCUCUCAUUCCCCGCCCUCGUCCAACCACCCUGCCUCCCCCCGAACAACGCGGAAUCGCCGUCAUGGGCACCCAACGCACACUACAACGGUUCCAAGCACCUCCCGGCAAACGCAUCUUCGUCCCCAUCCGCGUCGAACCCAAAGUCUACUUCGCCGCCGAACGCACAUUCCUAUCCUGGCUUGAAUUCUCCAUCAUCCUCGGCGGCAUCGCUGCCACUCUCUUGAAUUUCGGGGCCGACUCCGUGACACUCGCCUCGUCAUGGGCCUUCACCGUCCUCGCCGCAACGGCCCUCGUCUACAGCUUGUUUCUGUACAUCUGGCGCGUCGACAAGAUCCGCAAGCGCCGCGAUGUCAAACGCGUCUAUUACGAGAAAUGGGGUCCCUCUGUUGUGGGGCUUGGUCUUCUUGCCGUUAUUCUGGUGAAUUUUGGAUUGCGGGUCAAGGCUGGUGGGUUUAUGGCUCCCGACGGUGGGUCUGGGAGGCAUGGUGGUGAGUUGUGA